Molecule: messenger RNA, 7175 nt
Organism: Anopheles coustani
Lineage: Eukaryota; Metazoa; Arthropoda; Insecta; Diptera; Culicidae
Gene: LUBEL
Product: E3 ubiquitin-protein ligase lubel
Exons: 22
Coding region: 22-6969 (2315 amino acids)
Biological process (GO): protein linear polyubiquitination
Cellular component (GO): LUBAC complex
Molecular function (GO): K48-linked polyubiquitin modification-dependent protein binding; linear polyubiquitin binding; K63-linked polyubiquitin modification-dependent protein binding
Source: RefSeq, a predicted model, not a curated record
UCAAAUACGACACCGUCAAGCAUGGACUCGGGUCCUACGGGUAGAUUCCGGACAGCCCGCAACAUGCCGUCAUGGGUGACCGAAAGCAGCGACCGUGUAGGUCCACCACCUCCACCACCCCCCGUCAUCGCCACCGAUCCCGAGUAUGAGGUCAUCGAUGUGGCGAACCAGCAGUAUUCCAACGCCCCGCCGCCAGUACCGCUGAAAUCACCAGACAUCAAACGACUCACCGUGAUGAAGUGCGAUCUUUGUGGCUCCGUCUCGCCGAUCGUUCGCUGUGAACAGUGCGACUCGAACCUCUUCUGCGCCUCCUGCGACGAUCGCUACCAUCGUCACCCGAAACGUCAAACGCACGCCAGAAAGCCCAUUGAUCCGCCACCGCCAACGCCACCGAGCACGGUGAAGCCUCCGCUGCCACCGAAAGGCGAGGCCGGAGUGGGCGGCCCGUUGCCGCCGCCGAGGAAAAACAAGCGCCCCGGAAGCUUCCACUUUCCUAGUCCUAUGAUGGGCCGCAAGCAGGACCAGACAAUCCCCACAACAGUUCCGCAAGGGCAACCGGAUCAGCAGCAGCAACAACAACAGCAACAGAAGCCACCCCCUCCGCCACCAAGUCCGGCACUUUCAUUACGGGAAAAGAUGAACUCCUUGAAGCGUUUCAUUCAUCCGUCUAACAGGCCUUUACCCGAUCCACCGGAGAACAAAAUUCAUUCUUCCAACUCAUCGCUAGAUACCGUAUCGAAGCGAUCGCCAUCGGUCGGCAUGAGCCGAUCCGUGUCGACCACGAUGGAAAAGAUCCAGAACAACACGGCCGCCACGUUGGAUCGGAUGACGCUGCUGCAGCAACGCUACCGGCAGCACCAGGAGACGAUGAAAUCCGGCGACGGAGACCGCAGCCGCCGGGCCAGCUUAACGUCCAACACGGACCUGCAGUCAUCCGCUACCGAAUCGUCAAACAGCUUCCGCAGCAGACCAACGUCGGCCACUUUUCAGCAACCGCAUCCGCAGCACCAGUUUCUUCAGGUGUCGCCCCACGUCGGCGGACCGAUGCAUCAGCAGGCGCACCUGCAGCAACGUUGGCUUCAUCCGCCGGCACCCAGAAUACGAUCUGGCAGUGUUGCGUCGGGCAUCAAUCUGCUUCCCGGCGCACCGACCGGACUAGCGCCGGCUCUGAAUGCCAGUAAUGCACCACCUGCAUCUGUUUCUCCCACGCAGCGCUCGGAGUUUGGCGACUCGCCCCCGAUGAUGCCGAACGCACCGCGGAGUCUCAGCACGUCCGUCUUUAAUCUGCACCAACCGCCACUGCAGCAGCCAAACAUGUGGGGAUUCAACCCGUUGCAUCAGGCCCAAUCGAUGGCGCACUUUAACCCGAUGCAGUGGAACCAGAUGAAUGCCUGGAUGGCCCGUGGUUCGCAGAAUGGUUCCAACAUGAGUCUUAACCUUCCGUCGCCUUCACCACACGGAUUCCCACAGGACCCGUCCGGCUAUCCGCCGGCAUGGGCGAACGCUUGGGGAGGAAUGUACCCAUACCCGAUGGGAAUGAUGCCAAUGAUGCCAGGUGUCGCAAUGCCACCGCCACGUUCACGCGCAAACUCCCGCUCUCGGGCCGCAUCGCCGGCGUUGAGUGUGAAGUCACGCAAGUCGACCAUGUCCAUGCGGAACCUCAACCGGAACAGCUUCGUCGACGAUCUGACCGAUGACGAGGACUCCGAGGACGAGUUCCGCCGCUCGCGAGGACGUGGUACCGAUCGUCGGCGCCGCGAGCGUCUCAACUCGACCAGCAGCAUCGACUUCGACGAGCCGGAACCGCCGAACCAGGCGUUUGUGCGUGCGUCCAGCGUGAAACAUUCGCGCUUCAACCGUGAUCGCCGUGGCGGAGGAUCGUCGGCACGUUCGUUGAUCGAUUACCCCGUGUCGCGCAAACCGGCCGCUGCCAACCGGUACGAGCGGGAGGAGUUCGGUGCACGGGAGCGGUUCGACAAGAUGGCCCUCGCGUCACCUUCACGUAAGCCACCGUCGGAUUCGUACACCAACGAGUCGGAUGCGGAACCGGAAGGAACCCGGCGAGUAGCCCCGUCAACGCCGGCGGGUCGAACACGCUCGAGCAACGAUGGGUUUAGCUCACCUCGGAAGGUCACUUCCGAUUCGCUGACGAACGACUCCGAUGCGGACUUCGAGCGACGACGGCAGGCGAAGUUGCGUGCGGCACAGAACAAUCUGUCCGCCUCGGCACGACGACCCACGUCCGACUCGCUGACGAACGACUCCGAACCGGAUCACGAUCGACGCAGGUUGGCUGGAAAGGCCAACAAGCAACCCGGUGCGGUUCCGGCCAAAAAGCAAAGCUCCGACUCCGAUGGACGCGAUCGGCAGCGCAAGAUAAGCAGCGACUCUAAGGCGAGUGGCGGAGGAAAGGCGCCCGCCGCCGCGCCGGUGCCGAAGAAAAUUCCUUCCGACUCGCACACUCCCGACACGGACGGAGAGCAAAAGCGACGGUUCGCCACGAAACAGCAACGGCAGCGGAAGCACUCCAGCACCGAGUUCAUUGCAAACGAUUCCGACGAGCAGGAGGAGCAAACCCGUGGCAAGGGUAAGGCGGGAAAAGCACGAACCCCGCCGGAAAAGCCCCCCCAGCAGCAGGUCGUCAACGGGCUGCUCGAGUUCCGGACCAUCUCUCCGGCGAAAUCGGACUCCGACGAGCAGCGGCACCUGAAGACGGUCGAGAUCAAAAAUAUCAUCAACGAGGACACGCGACCCGAGGUGGAGGACUUUGGGCGCUCGGUGCUGGAGGACUCCCCGCCGCCACCGGCCCCGGUAGCCCCCAACUGCGAGUGGCAGUGCGAGUUCUGCACAUACGUCAACGAGCCCGGCGUGAAGAUCUGCGCCAUCUGCUGCAAAACGGCCACGAUCGGCGUGGUGAGCGGUGCCGGGAGCAGCAACUUCGACGGCACGAACACCCAGUCACGGUCUCCGCCACCGGACGUCGUGCAGGAGGUCCCCCAGGUCACCGAAGUGAAGCUGCAGCUCGUCCCACCACAGAAACCCACCGUCAACGGUAAGCCAACAGCACCGACGGAAGCGAAGAAGAAAGACGACGCCGGUCAAUCUGACGUUGACGACGAGGAGGACGACGAGAUGGACACCGGGAUGACGGUGGAGGGCGGCGUUGGCAAGCCGGGUGGUGGUGGUGGUGGUAAUGGUGUUGGCAAUGGGUUUGACCAACAGGGUAGCACAGUGAUGCCGCCGAAAGCGGCUGGCAAGGAGGAACAGGUUGAGAAAAAAGUCGUUAAGGAAAAAGUAUCCACUGGUUGCGGGCCUUCUCCGCCGAGGGAAAUCGUGGUGGAAGCGAAGCGAAACGCCCUGCCCGAUGGGGAACGAUCAGGCAUGAAGGCUUCCACAGGAACGUCACCGCCACCGCAAGAUAUGUCCACACAGACCUACGACUCGUUCGAACAAGUACGUGAAGAAAUCGCCGCCCUAGAGCAAACGGUGGAUAAACCGAUCAACAACAGGGUCGAGGAAAAAUCAUUGCAUCAGCAACACCACAAUCAGGACCACGGGUCAUCGCUGUACAAGCGGUCGUACUCGCUCGCCACGCCACAGCUGCUGCAAGUGGAUCGUCCUGCCAGCCGAAACAGCAUCUCUAGCGACACACAGAGUCUACCACCAUCACCACACGAGCUGAGCCCUCAGCCGGGCCUGCAGAGCUCUACUCGUUUUCAAGCAAACACCGCACUGAAUCAACCGACCCAUCCGAACCCAUCAACAUCCACCACCGCAUCGUCAUCAUCCGUACACUACGGCCAGCAGCAGGAUGAAACCCUGUCCUACCUGGAUCGUGCCAUCCAUCAGAUCAUACAGACGGCUGCGAACCAGUCGCGCGGUGCCUCAGGUGGGCGUCCGGCCACGGUCCACGAUAGUAAAUAUCGAACUGUCGGUGAUCUACGCCGAAUCGAGGAGCCGCAGCCAUCGGUGGCCAAGGUGGUCCCGGCAGCCCCGGUCACCGUGGCCCAGACGCAGCCAAAGAAAACAAUGCUCGUAAAUACUAUGGAUGAUCAGAUAGAUCCGGAAGAGAUCGUGCAGCAAGGACAGCCUGGAUUGUUGGUACAGAAUGGAUCGGGCAAGGAGGAGCCGUCGGAGAUGACACUUCUCUUGAGGGAAGCAGAACGGUACCAGUUCAGCGCCGAAGAGUUACAGGCCGCUCUCAAUCACUGCGGGGACAAGCACCCGGUUCAGUGGCUACGCGGAAACUGGAAUAAACUGAUCGAAACCGUACAAACGCUGGCUACGAAGUAUGGGCACGAAAAGCGUGAAAACACCAUCGGAACCAUCUCGACCACCGAGGCACGGGAGGCCCUCCGACAGCAUCGUGGUAACAUCUGGCGAGCAAUCACCGAGUGCAUCGAACAGCGGCAACGCAAGUACCGCGAGAUUGCCAAGCAGGGUAACUUUACGCGCGAAGACAUUGUCACCAGCCUGACGGCGCAUCAUGGCAACCUCGAGCUGGCCAUGGUCGAGCUGAGCAAGACGCAGCUCAAGCCGUUCCUGAUGCGCAUCUGGGGGCCCCCGAACGGGGCCGACAACGACAGCGGGAACUUACCGCUGCUCCAGCAGGCCCUCAGAGAGGAUCGGAGUGGAAUCAAUAGCGAUAUUCAACAGUUCAUCAGUGCCCACGUGGAGAAGGAGUUGCUUGGAGAAGAUGGGUGUUCUAUAAAGCAAACAGUACUGGAGGAACCGUCCGUGAUCGCAGACGGGAUCGACGAGAAGUUGCAAGAGCCUGAAGAACAAACCGAACCAGAGAUUGCCACACUGACUUCGACUCAGGAUGCCGACCAGCGAGAAGAGGUAUGUGAAGAGCUCACGUCGAACUCGUGCAACACCGAAAUAUUAAAGGACAUCGAAGCGCUGAUCCAACAAAUGGAGCGUAACCAGGAGUCCAUGAAUGCGCCAGUGCUGCGCAAUAUCCAGCAGCUGCUGACGCAGCUGGUCCACACUGACCCAGAGCCGCAGAGUUCACGCUCACCGUCCGUCAACUCGGUACGUUCGCAGUCGGAUGACGGGACCUCACCGACAACACCACCAACUCCCACCGCUUCCAAAGCUAACGCAAAGGCUUCCAAAACUACUAAAUCGGAUGCGAAAAAGAAAUCCACCACCACCACCACUACCACCACACCCACUACCGCCGAUCCCUCUGGGCGCAAGCAGUCGAUUGUGCGCAAGAAAUCCACCGGUAGCCCAUUCGGGACGGUGCAAACGAACACGGUCAAGGCGAUGCAGAAAGAGUUCCUCAGCAAAGCGAAGGACUCGCCCAAACCAAGCACCUCCAAGGUGACGCCCAAACCGUCCAAGCUGGUGCAGCCGAAAGUCUUCACCAAUGUUCGCGCAUCGCCCCCGUCGUCGUCGUCCAAAGCUUCCACACCGGCCUCGGAUGGUGCCUCAUCGUCUAGGUCCACUCCUGUGCUGACGGGUGCACCGGAUGAGCCCGGUCCCAGCACAAGCAGCUCGUACACGUGCGAGAAGAUGCUCAAGAAAAAGUAUCGCGAAACUUGCUUUAGUGACGACUACCAGACAACGGACGAUGAGGACGAGAGCCGCAUGACGAUCACCGAAAGCGAGAGGACGAUUAUCAAGAGUCUGGUCAAACCGUACGAACCGGACAGUGAUCCGCCAGAAAUCCAAGCGAAAAAGAUUUUGGAUGAUGGUCUGGUUCAAACCCUUACCCAAGCGGAGCUCGCCGUUCAAUUGAUCGAGCUGCGGUACGCGAGGGAUAGCGCGAUCUGGGCCGCCACGCAGUGUCACACAAUCGAUGAAGCAAAGGAUCUUCUGCAGAAGGAGUGCGAACUAUGCCUGGGUGUAUUUCCAAUGAACGAAAUCGUCUCCAUGCUGAAAUGUACCCACACGUGUUGUCUCGAGUGCGCCAAGGAGUACUUCACACAGGAGAUCACUAACCGAUCGAUUACGAACUGCAACUGCCCGUACUGCAAGGAGCCAAACUUGAACGGAUCAGAUGUUACGGAGGAUGACGUGCUGGAGUACUUCUCCAACCUGGACAUUCUUCUGAAGAGCAUUGUCGACGAGGAAGUGCACGAUCUGUUCCAGCGAAAGAUUCGCGAUCGUACGCUGACGCAGGAUCCGAACUUUAAGUGGUGCGUCCACUGUUCGAGCGGUUUCUUUGCGCGACCAAAGCAACGUCGGCUGACCUGCCCCGACUGUGGCUCAAUUACUUGUGCGUCGUGCCGUAAACCGUGGGAAUCGCAGCAUGAAGGACUCACCUGCGAAAAGUAUGCCGAGUGGAAGGAAGCGAACGAUCCGGAGCUCCAGGCAGAAGGCGUCCAGCGGCACCUACAGACGCAUGGUAUCAGCUGCCCAAACUGCAAGUUCCGCUACUCGCUGGCCCGUGGUGGUUGCAUGCACUUCACCUGCACGCAAUGCAAGUUUGAAUUUUGCUAUGGCUGCAAUAAGCCAUUCAUGAUGGGAGCGAAGUGCAGUGUGUCACCAUACUGCGCCAAGUUGGGACUACACGCGCACCAUCCGAGGAACUGUCUGUUCUACCUUCGCGACAAAGAACCACGAGACCUACAGAAUCUACUGCUGAUGAAUAAUGUGUCUUUCGAUACGGAGCCGUCGGAAAUGAUGAAACAGGAACAUAUGAACGGACAGAGUACCAUUCCGAAGUGUCCCAUUCCGCUUCAGAAGGAAACACCGGCUGGCCUCAUGGAUAUGAUCUGUAGUGCCGAGGUGCCAGAGAAACAUGCGGGACUAUGCAGAACCCAUUACGUUGAAUAUUUGGUCAGUACAGUAUCGAAAGCGCAGAUCGAUCCGCUACCGAUACUGGAUCUUACCGAUUGUGUCCAGGAGUUGCGCAGACGCGGCAUACCACUCCCGGAACGGGGUCCCUGGGACACCGAUGUUAUUUAUCGGGAGAUGUGCCAGAAGAUCGUCAAGGAGCAAAUACCGCUUAACAACUGAUGCACAUCUUCGUCUCCUGGGUGUCCAAUAUUCCUGACCGUUUGUCACGACGUGUGACAGUAUUGCCGCUAGAGCUACAAAAGGCCGCCUAUCGACUUAAACAAUACUAUCUUAGUUCUCUUUUACAACCAUUAUUAAUAAAAUGAAGAACGAAAGCGAAACUACACUCUAUACACGAUCAUCAUUUGGAUGUCUUUUCGUCGAAA